CUACUUCAGUCUCUUUGUUUAGUGGGAUUUUGACGUUUCCGAUACCAAAUAAUGGCUUCGUCGUCUUCGCCUCCGGCGAUUGAUGUCGGAGAAUACAGAAACUGGGCGGAGCUUCCGCCGGAACUGACGUCAUCGAUUCUGCACCGUCUCGGCGCGAUUGAGAUACUGGAGAACGCUCAGAAAGUUUGCAGGUCGUGGCGUCGCGUUUGUAAAGACCCUUCGAUGUGGCGUAAAAUUGACAUGCAUAACCAUGGAGACGUGGAAGACAUGAAAUGCGAUCUCGACAUCAUGUGCCGUCAUGCAGUUGAUCGUAGCCAGGGAGGCUUAAUUGAAAUUGAUCUUUGGAACAUUGGUUCUGACGAUCUCCUCAUCUACAUCGCCGAUAGGUCGAGUAAACUGAGAAGCCUAAGACUUAAAAGGUGCUCUUAUAUAACAGACUAUGCCUUUGUAAAAGCAGUUGUGAAUCUUCCACUGCUUGAAGACCUUGAGGUGUCAUACUGCUCUUUUUCAGGGGAGUCUCUGAAAGCGAUAGGCCAGUCUUGUCCAAAUAUGAAGACACUGAAGGUAAAUAGGCACCCUCAAAAGGAGAAUGAUGAUGACGCUCUAGCAAUCGCUGAAACAAUGCCUGGACUUCGCCAUCUUCAGCUUUUUGGGAACGGAUUAUCAGACACCGGCUUAAUUGCCAUUCUUGACAAUUGUCCAAGCCUAGAGCAUCUUGAUUUACGACGGUGUUUCAACGUUAACCUUGUUGGGGAUCUGCAGAAACGGUGUUCUGAGAGGGUCAAAGUUGUGAGACGCCCUAAUGACUCCACUCAUGAUUACCCAUUUGAUGCAGCGUUUAUCGACAUGGGUUCAUCAGAAGAUGAAUAUCCUUAUGGCUUCUCUGAUAUUGAUCUGAUGUCAGAUGAUGAGUAUGAUGACUACAAUGACCUCUCAGGUGUUGAUGACAAUUCUGACUAUGACCCGUUUGAUUCUUACGAUGACAUGCAGAUUUUCUAGAUGCACCAGAUUCACGCAGGUGAUAUCUUUUCAAACUCGUUUAUAACUUCUUUUCUCAUAGAUUCAAUGGACUUUAUUCGUCAUUGUGGUAUGUAACCUUUAGUAAUGAUGUCUUUUUCUGUUUGUCUUUGUACGACUUCUAAACUCUGGAAAAGUUUAAAAGAUGUGGAUUGGAUCA
This is a messenger RNA of Capsella rubella, 1177 nucleotides long. Its product is annotated as F-box protein SKIP19. Lineage: Eukaryota; Viridiplantae; Streptophyta; Magnoliopsida; Brassicales; Brassicaceae. The transcript has 2 exons. The record is from RefSeq and is a predicted model, not a curated record. Gene Ontology annotation, molecular function: protein binding. Bases 52 to 999 code for a protein of 315 amino acids.